Pseudozyma flocculosa PF-1 is the source of this 1593-nucleotide messenger RNA. RefSeq lists its product as uncharacterized. NCBI's taxonomy places the organism in Eukaryota, Fungi, Basidiomycota, Ustilaginomycetes, Ustilaginales, Ustilaginaceae. The transcript is spliced from 4 exons. The record is from RefSeq and is a predicted model, not a curated record. Gene Ontology annotation, molecular function: NADP binding; flavin adenine dinucleotide binding; N,N-dimethylaniline monooxygenase activity. The coding region runs from base 1 to 1593 and encodes 530 amino acids.
AUGGCCAUCAGCAGCUUAGACUACUUCAACAUCGUCAGCCGGGUCUACCAGUGGAUCCAGGUGCUGAUCGCCUACCUCUUUGCGCCGUACACGCCGGCCAAGCAAGCCAAGCAGAAGCCGCUGGGCCACGUCGCCGUCAUCGGCGCCGGCAUCACGGGCAUCUCGACGGCCUCGCACCUCAUCGGCCAUGGCUUCGAGGUGACCAUCUUUGAGCAGGGCGACAAGGUCGGCGGCAUCUGGUCGCGCGUCAACUCGACCAGCGGCCUCCAGAUCAGCUCCAUCAUGUACCGCUUCCACCCGUUGGUCAAGUACACGCGCGGCUACCCCAAGCGUGACGAGAUCCUCGACAACACCCGGCGCAUCUGGAAAACGUACGACCUGGACCGCCGCACCCGCUUCAACACCAAGAUCGACAAGGUCACCCGCCACCACUCGUCGACGGACCCCAAGGAGGGCGGCCACGCCCGCUGGGUCAUCAACGGCAACGACGACGAGGUCUUUGACGGCCUCGUCUGCUGCACGGGCACCUGCGGCAAGCCCAAGCAGAUGGACCUGCCCAACCAGGACAAGUUCAGGGGCAAGAUUGUCCACUCGAGCCAGCUCGACGACCUCGACCUCAAGGGCAAAAAGGUCCUCAUCGUCGGCGGAGGCGCCAGCGGCAUCGAGGCGCUCGAGCUCGCCGUCGAAAACGGCGCCGACAAGCCGCUCAUCCUCGCCCGCAGCGACAAGUGGAUCAUCCCGCGCCUCACCCUCGUCAACGUGUUGCUCAGCCUGCAGCCUCUGGGCCGCGAGACGUGGCUGUCGUGGAUCCCGGAGCUGCUGCUCAAGAAGCUCCACUACCGCGACCUCGAGGAAAAGAUGGCGCCUACCCAGGGCUUCUACACCAGCACGCCCAUCGUCAACACGUCGGCCCUCUACCACAUCCGGCACGGCAAGGCCGACUACCAGCGCGGCGACGUGCUCGACCUCGACGAGAGCGGCAUCUCGUUCAACCAGCGCACGCGCGGCCAGAAGAAGGGCGACGACGGCAAAAAGGUGCACUACGACGCCGACGUCAUCGUCGUCGCCACGGGCUUUGAGAGGCCAUCGAUCGACUUCCUGCCGCAGGACCUCUUCCCGGACGACUACGUGCGCCCCAACAUGUACCUGCAGGUGUUCCCGAUCGAGGACUCCUCGGUGCUGUGCACCAACGCCACGUUCAAGGACGCCGUCGGCACCGUCGGCCACGUCCACAUCGGCAUCAUGGCGCGCACCCUGAUGCUCUUCCUCAUGGACCCGGCGUGCCGGCCCAAGCCCAAGGACAUGCGCCUCUGGGUCGACCUGAUCCACUUCAUCAAGGAGAGGGCGCCCGGCGGCCAGCUCGACUUUUUCACCUACAUGGAGCUCUGCAUCUGGCUCGUCUCGUUCCUCUUUUUCCGCUUCCAGAGGCUCAAGUACUUCUUCUUUGUCUGCUUCGGUCUCGGCUUCUGGAGCCGCGAAGGCGGAAAGGACAAGGCCGGCUUCGCUACGGGCAAACCGCGUUUCCGCCUCAGCCUGACGCGCCUCCUCGGCUUCGGGCCGACCACCGACGUGCCCCGCACCACGAAGGAGUAG